Larimichthys crocea (large yellow croaker) is the source of this 1800-nucleotide messenger RNA. RefSeq names its product histone H3.3. NCBI's taxonomy places the organism in Eukaryota, Metazoa, Chordata, Actinopteri, Sciaenidae. The transcript has 4 exons. The coding region runs from base 165 to 575 and encodes 136 amino acids. Gene Ontology annotation, molecular function: DNA binding; protein heterodimerization activity; structural constituent of chromatin. The record is from RefSeq and is a predicted model, not a curated record. Gene Ontology annotation, cellular component: nucleosome.
CCACAGAAACGAACACUGUUGCAUUGUGGGACAGAUGAUUGACGCGGCGGCCAUUUUCCCGCUGGACGCUGCUUCCCAUUGUGGAUACGAAGAAGAAAAUAGAGAGAAGCGAAACAUUUCUCACCACUUCUACUCACUUUUCCCCGAGGUGAUUAUUCGUAGUCAUGGCCCGUACCAAGCAGACUGCCCGUAAGUCCACUGGAGGCAAAGCCCCACGUAAACAGCUGGCCACAAAGGCUGCUCGCAAGAGCGCCCCUUCCACCGGCGGUGUGAAGAAGCCCCAUCGUUACAGGCCCGGUACUGUGGCUCUGCGUGAGAUCCGUCGUUAUCAGAAGUCCACUGAGCUGCUGAUCCGCAAGCUGCCCUUCCAGCGCCUGGUGAGAGAAAUCGCCCAGGACUUCAAGACCGAUCUGCGUUUCCAGAGCGCAGCCAUCGGAGCUCUGCAGGAGGCCAGCGAGGCCUACCUGGUGGGUCUGUUUGAGGACACCAACCUGUGCGCCAUCCACGCCAAGCGUGUCACCAUCAUGCCCAAAGACAUCCAGCUGGCACGCCGUAUCCGCGGGGAACGUGCUUAAUCACCCCCCCUCCCCGCUCCUCUUGGUCUUUCUCCUUCUCACCUCUUCCUGCCCUUCCUUCACCGGUCUGUCUCUCCGUCCCACCUCCCCUCACCCGCUCCCUUUCUCUCCCCCUCCCUGUGUUAGUAGUGUGUAGAGGAAAACUGAUUAUAUUAUGGAUAAAGUGUAUAGUCGUGUUUUUCUUAGUGCUCUCUGCAGCAGACUUCUAGGGUACUCUCUUUUUGUGCAUGUACCGACUCUUUGGUGAUGAGAUCUCCUCAAGCACACGUCUCAUAUUUUGCACUGUUUCUAAUCUGACUGUGGGGUUGAGGCUGAUUUGUGGAUCGAAUAAUGAGAAAUCAGAACAAUGCAAAUUUGGGAGGGACAGACAGGAGGAGAGGAUGGGUGUUUGUCUGCUGGGGGACUCUCGUCUCUUUCCUGCAGCAAGGUGCUAGAAGAACAUGCCCGGUCCUCUUCUCCUGCUUUCUAUCCUCCACCAGACUCCCUCCGAAGUGUGCAGAGACGAUACUGUUGGUCUCUUCUCACGACGGGCGAGGCUGGACUUUCUGUCCCUGUAUGUGUCUGCAUGAGAGCUGGCUCUGAUCACCACAGCAAAUUGUAUACAAUCCAUCAGCAUCUUUGGGAAAGUUGAUUUAUGAUUACCAUAUUGAUCAUCAUUUCAGUUUUGUUUUUCUUUCCUUCCAAGUCUCAUGCACAGGAUUUUUCUCUUUCAUUUCAAACCAUUUGUGAAUGACAUGGAGAUGGGGGGAUAAAUCAGAUUAAAACACCGACAGAGAACAAUAACAAAAAAUUAAAAAAAACAGAUUUGAACAGGUUUUUUCUACUGAAAUGUGAAGCUACUGACUCGUUUUGGCACCAAAGUUGGAUCCUCUUGUACGCACUCUUUUCCUAAUUAACAGAAGAGUCUAACCUCACCUGUUCUUGUGGCGUUCUAAUUGGUUUCAUCUAAUUAUUUCAAGCCAAAGCUCGAGAGCUCAAAUACGGUGUCAGAGAGACUUUUUUAAGCGGUGGCUCAUUUUUUAAAUACAGGACCUUUUUAUAACAAAGGUUCGUCUAGGUUUGUAAUGUUCUCCAAAACCAAAAGCUCUCACAGUGUGAAAAUGAUUUAUUUUUAAAAAACAAAACAGCUGAUUAAAAUGUGAAAAUGUAUUGUAAAUCAGUGUUACAUGACAGAUAAUGCAGGUCAUGUUUUCUGUAUACGUCCCCCCUUGUGCUUCAGUUUUUU